Molecule: messenger RNA, 1358 nt
Organism: Lathyrus oleraceus (garden pea)
Lineage: Eukaryota; Viridiplantae; Streptophyta; Magnoliopsida; Fabales; Fabaceae
Product: DNA repair protein RAD51 homolog 2
Exons: 8
Coding region: 10-744 (244 amino acids)
Biological process (GO): double-strand break repair via homologous recombination
Cellular component (GO): replication fork; Rad51B-Rad51C-Rad51D-XRCC2 complex
Molecular function (GO): four-way junction DNA binding; ATP-dependent DNA damage sensor activity; ATP binding
Source: RefSeq, a predicted model, not a curated record
AACGAGAACAUGACGGUCACUCAUGUAAGCUUUGUCCUUACCGAUUGUAUAUCCUAUGUAAGCUUUUUCACACUGGUCACUCGAGAACGAAGGUUAACAAAGAACAUGACGGUCACUCAUGAACGGGGGUUAUCGAAGCUCGCACCGGAUGCAUUAUCUCUCACUGAAUUUGAAUUGAUGGAGUUGUUGGAUGUUGGGAUGGCAGAAGUAGCAUCUGCAAUGGCGCAUAUUAGCGAAGUUGUGUGUCCACCUUGCCAAACUGCGUUACUUCUGAUGGAGCAGCGAGUACGAAACGAAAGCUUGGCUGGUCAUCUUCCCACUCGUUUGAAAGGGUUGGAUGAAGCUUUAUGCGGCGGUAUACCGUUUGGUGUUUUGACAGAAUUGGUUGGUCCACCAGGAAUUGGCAAAACACAGUUUUGCUUGAAGCUCUCAUUGUUGGCUUCGUUACCGGCAAAUUUUGGAGGCUUAGAUGGCCGAGUGAUAUAUAUUGACGUUGAAUCUAAAUUUAGUUCAAAAAGAUUGAUAGAGAUUGGAACAAAGAGUUUUCCUGAAAUAUUUCACAAGAAGGGAAUGGCACAGGAGAUGGCCGGUAGAAUCCUGAUCUUACGUCCUACAUCACUUUCUGAAUUUGCUGAGAGUUUGCACCGGAUCAAAGUAUCACUCCUCCAGCAACAAGUGAAAUUGCUCAUCAUUGAUAGCAUGGCUGCUCUUGUUUUAGGGAGCAACGUCCAAUUAGGAUGGUAAAUGUGAUGAGAAAUAGAAGGAGAGCAGAGGAUCUCAACUUAUGAAUUAAAUAAAACAGUUAGAGUAACAAAACAACUAGCCAACAAUGCUGGCUGCAGGUUCCCAACUAUUCUCCUAAUUCGGUGAAUGAAACCACUUGAUCAAGACCUUCAAUUCACCUGCAGAAUUUUCUUUAAGUCAACCAACUUACAAGUUGCACCUUCAACUUUUGUUUUAUUUUAUAGCAUUUUUUUCAGAGGUUUGGCCUGCUAAUUUGGGCUUAAAGCUUUCUUCAACAAGGAGAGUUGAAAAGCUGGGUGGUAGCUAAUGGCUUCAUUUUGUAAUGUAAAGCUGCAGCUUCAGAAAUAAUCAAUUACCUUCUGCUAUAUGGAGCAUUACCUUCUGCUAAGGUUCCUAUUCUGUUGUGAAUGAUGCACAUAUUUUUUAGAAAGCGCUUUUUAGAAAAGCUUACAUAGGAUAAAUUUUAAUCUAAGGGGGGGCUUAGACAGCGCUUUUUGAAAAGCGCUGUCUAAGGUAUACCUAAAAAAAUUAAAAUAGGAGGGUCUUAGAAAGCGCUUUUGGCCAAAGCGCUGUCUAAGGGGGUGGGGCUUAGACAGCGCUUUUCAAAAGCGCUG